GAAAGAAGUAACGUGAGCAGGAAGCAAUCUUCGAGCGCGUUUCCGGCGUGGUGUGGAAAAAUAAAAAAAAGUGGGGAUAGGAAGCCGUUGAGCGACAUGAAGACUUCGCUGCUCCUGACGCCACCCGUCCGCUCUCCCCCGCUUCCCUUCUCUCGCUUCAUCCAUGGCUUGACGACGUUUCCCAGUACCCUUCCCAAGGUCUCCCACUCCACAAAACCUCGCUUCUUUCGUCCUCCGAGAAGCCGCCGCUUCGUCGUCCUUCCCCCUCUCGCCAUGGCCUCCUCCACGCCUCAGUCCUCUCAGGUGACAGCGCCCGAUGAUGUGAAUGACGGUUCCGAUGCUUUUCAGCGAAUUCAGGCUCACCAGGAGGCAGCUGCUCGACUUUCCCCAGUUGAGGAAAUACGAACUAUACUUGAUCACAGUGUUAGGGGAAUGCUCUCUACAUUCUCAAAGGAGCAUGAAGGUUAUCCAGCUGGGUCAAUGGUUGACUUUGCCUGUGAUCAUGAUGGCUCUCCAAUACUAGCACUUAGUAGUUUAGCAGUUCAUUCAAAGAAUCUCAUGGCAAAUCCUAAAUGCUCUUUGCUUGUUGCCAAGGAUCCUGAAGAUAGGACUGAUACAGUAAUCACCCUAUACGGAGAUGCUACUCCAGUCUCUGAAAAUGAUAGAGAGGCCAUACGUACUGCAUACCUCAGAAGACAUCCUGAUGCAUUCUGGGUUGACUUUGGUGACUUCCGUUACAUCCAAAUCCAACCAAAAUUUGUGCAGUACGUAUCUGGAGUUGCUACUGCUCUGUUAGGAUCAGGAGAAUUUGAUGCGGAGGAGUAUAAAUCUGCAAAAGUGGAUCCAAUAUCUCAGUUUUCAAAGCCUAUCACGUCCCACAUGAAUAGGGAUCAUGCUGAUGAUACGAAAGCUAUAGUGCAAUAUUCGACCUCAGUUAAGGUGGACUCUGCUCAUAUGCUGGAUGUUGACAGUCUUGGUUUCAACGUAAAGGCUGGUUAUCAAGGAAACACUCUGAAGCUUCGGAUACCAUUUCCUAGGCGUGCUCAAGAUAGAAAGGAUGUGAAGACUCUCAUUGUGGAAAUGCUUCAAGCUGCUAAAUCAUCUAGUCUCACAACUGAAUGAUCAAUUUACUAAGAAGAGAGAAGUUAUUGGUUUAUUUGUCUGAUAUCAGUACAUUAUAAGGAUAUCCCUGGGCAUGGUAACUCUUGAGGAAUGUGGAUACUUGAAAGCAAUAAUAGUUGCCAUAAUGGCAAAUGGAUUUCCUGGCAUGCUUGUAAGAUUGCUGCAUGGAAUUGGCUUUGUUCUAAAUAAUUUGAUUUUAAAGGAUGCAUUCUUAAAUUUUCCUUUCGAAACACAUUAAAAUCUUAAAUUGGUAGUAAAGAUUGAUGUCCCUGAAUUUAGUGGUAAAAGACAAAAGAACCACUACUAGUAAUCAUGUUGAGAAUAUAGGGGACUUUG
Elaeis guineensis (African oil palm) is the source of this 1458-nucleotide messenger RNA. RefSeq names its product glutamyl-tRNA reductase-binding protein, chloroplastic. The record is from RefSeq and is a predicted model, not a curated record. Lineage: Eukaryota; Viridiplantae; Streptophyta; Magnoliopsida; Arecales; Arecaceae.